Messenger RNA from Hypanus sabinus (Atlantic stingray), 4717 nucleotides. RefSeq names its product ETS domain-containing transcription factor ERF-like. The coding region runs from base 433 to 1848 and encodes 471 amino acids. Gene Ontology annotation, cellular component: nucleus. NCBI's taxonomy places the organism in Eukaryota, Metazoa, Chordata, Chondrichthyes, Myliobatiformes, Dasyatidae. Gene Ontology annotation, biological process: cell differentiation; regulation of transcription by RNA polymerase II. Gene Ontology annotation, molecular function: DNA-binding transcription factor activity, RNA polymerase II-specific; sequence-specific DNA binding. The record is from RefSeq and is a predicted model, not a curated record. The transcript has 4 exons.
GGAAGACGCACAAAGGCGCAGACUCCGUGUCCCCGGAGGACAGCCUCCAACGUCUGUGCAUACACGGCUGUGUCAUGGAUUUGGCACGAAGGCCUGUUUUUCUCCGUGGCUGCAGUAAUGUGUCGAGCUGGCUGCCGCGUCGCCUUAUCCAAGCAGCUGGAGGCCUGCUCUAUUUUUGAAGUGUUCGGAGGCCCGUUGUCUGUGUGUUGUGCCGUGUGUAUGUGGUGAGGCUUCGCGUUUCCGGACUGGGCCUACAAGCCGGAGUCGAGCCCCGGGUCACGGCAGAUCCAGCUCUGGCACUUCAUUCUGGAGCUGUUGCGGAAGGAGGAGUACCACGAUGUGAUCGCAUGGCAGGGCGACUACGGCGAGUUUGUCAUCAAGGACCCCGACGAGGUGGCCCGGCUGUGGGGGGUCCGCAAGUGCAAGCCCCAGAUGAACUACGACAAGCUGAGCCGGGCGCUGAGGUAUUACUACAACAAGCGCAUCCUCCACAAGACCAAAGGCAAGAGGUUCACCUACAAGUUCAACUUCAACAAGCUGGUCCUCGUUAACUACCCCUUCAUCGACAUGGGUGCCCCUGUUCCCCAGAGUGCGCCGCCGGUCCCCUCUGCGGCCUCGCACUUCCGCUUCCCUCCAGCCGCGCCGCCGGAGGUGCUCUCGCCCUCCGAGGAGCUGCGCUCGCCCGCCCCCUACACGGCCGUGGCCCGCCGGCUGGCCCGCGGCUCCGUCAGCGACUGCAGCGACGGCGCCUCCGCCACCUCGGAGGUGGAGGAGGCUUCUGUCACCGAGGAGCGUCGGGCAGGCGAGAUGAAUGGCUUCCGGCCGGCGGGCGGAGGUGGAGGAGGCGGCGGCGGAGGAGGAGGUCCCCCGGCGCCUCACAGCAUUUUCCGCCUCUAUCCCAGACACCGCCUGCACCCGGAGGCACUCAGCCCCUUCCCCGUGUCACCCAUGGGCCCGGCGGCCUCGUUAUUGGCCCCCCCGCUCUCCCCGGCCCUCUCCGUCACCCCUACCCACCUGAGCUACACCCCCUCGCCCAGCCUCAGCCCCAUGUACCCGGGCGCCAGCCAUUUCUCCUUCAGCCCGGAGGACAUGAAACGAUACCUGCAGGCCCAUGCCCAGAGUGUCUACAACUACCACCUUAGCCCCCGCGCCUUCCUCCACUACCCGCCCACCACCGUCGUGGUGCCCCAGCCCCAGAGGCCCGAGGGUAAGGCCGCCCACCCCCUUGGCCCACCGGCCCCGCUCCCCUCUUCCCUGGGCCCCGAGGAGCCACAGGCCACCUUCCAGUUCAAGCUGCAGCCCCCCCCGCCAGGCCGGCGCCAGCGGGAGAAGGCACCACUGCCUCCCCAGUCCCAAUCCCAGGCCCGGCCUGACGAGGGCAGAGAGGGGCAAGAGGAUGCCGCAGCCGCGUGUGGUGGGCCCCUGCCCCGGAUCAAGGUGGAGCCCAUCUCUGACGAGGAGGAGGAGGAGGACGUGACGGUGGAAGUGACAGACAUCAGCGAGGAAGAGGAGGAGGUCUUCAAGACGCCGACUGCCCUGGAGACGGCUGCCACCGCCCAGCCGGCAGCUCCUGCUGCCCCGGCCAAGCCCCGCUCUCCAGCCCCGUCCCGGGACGGUUCCCGGACCGCCCCGCAAUGCAUGCCCCUCAAGCUGCGUUUCAAGAGGCGCUGGAGUGAGGGCGGACCACUGGAGGCCUCCUCUGCCUCCUCCACUUCCUCCUCCGAGGAGACGGACAAGAAGCCAAGGCCCGAGGAGCCGGCCCCUCUCCCCGGAGGGGGAGUGCGACGGGAGAGCACCGAUCUGCAGCGGGCCACUGCCGAGCUCUCACUGGAAAACAAGGAGUUGUGAUGGUGGUGUCUCCUGCCUGCCCCUCUGUCCCCACUCUCUCUCUCUCUCUCUCUCUCUCCCUCCUCCCAUUCGUUCCCUCCCAUCCUCCUCCCCUCCCCAAAAGCCAUGAUCAAUCGCCUUCACUUGACACCUCCUGGGUGCCUUAAAUCCUUGCGUGCCUCUUCACAGGCCCUCACGCACCAAUAUUUUGUUCUUUUUUUUGUUCUUAAUUUGAGGGAAACGGUGUAUUUUUUUAUCUGUAAAAUGAAAUCAAAAUCAAAAAUUCAAAAAAAAGAAUUGUUUACUGGCUUUUUAAAAUAAUAAUAACUUUUAUUUUCUCUCGGGAGGGUGUGGGUUGGGGACUAGAUCUCUCUUAGGCCCCUUUCUCACUACGUGCCCCCCCUCCUUUUUUUGGACACGUCCUUCAUCCUAGGCCCAGACCUCAUGAGGUGACUCCUCAUUUGGGUAGGAGAGGGAGGGGUGUAAAAAUAUUGGCCUCGCUUGCAUUUAUAAAGCCCUCCUCUCCUCUCUGAGGCCUAAAUUAAUGGGUUUGUGGCUUUUGAGCUCCCACUCCCCCAGCAGAAGGGUGGGAGAACCUGUCUUUGGGGCAAUUAUGCCUUGGGUAUCUGGCCCAGUCUGGCCUUUUGAUGCCAGCCAUGCAGUUUGGACUCUGAAUCUCCACUCCCAGGGACCGCUGGGGUCGGUCCUCUGGACCCAUUUCUUCCUGGGCGAGGCGGGUGGCGUUGAUGGGAUGGAGUGGCGAGGUGGCUGAUUGGGUUUUUAAUUCUAGAAAUGUUUUAAAUUCUAUUUAUAAAACCAAACAUUUUACUACAUUGGUAGGGAAGGGUCUUGAAGUGGGGGGGGGGGGUUGCAAGUGGUGAGACGGGGUGGUGGGGGCAUCUAACCAGCAAAAUUUGUCCUGGGCCAAGUGGGGGGGGGGGGUUAGAGGAUGGGAAAUUGAGAGGAUGUAUGGGAGGAGAAAAGGAGGGGCAGUAGAUGGGAGGUCAGUGGAAAGGGGGAUGGUUUGGAGUGUGAGAGAGAGAGAGAGAGAGAGAGAGAGAGAGUAAAGAGGGAUUAUCAAAAUGGAAGGCUACUGAGAUUGAGGGAGUGAUUAGGUGCAGGCUGCAGAAGGGAGGGAAGGGAUGGGAGGGCUUGAGGAGGGAAGGAAGGCAAAAAGGAGUUAGGAGAGGAGGGAAUGGGAGGCUAGGAAGGGAGGGAUCAGGAGGUGAGGGGAAGGUAAGGAGGGGGGCAUGGGAAGUGAGGAAAGGGGUUGGGAAGGGUGGGGAGGAGGGGGGUGUAAUGUUCUGACAAUCACUUUAUAACCAUGUAUAAGCUUCUACUAAAACUGACGUGACUGGGGUGGGGAGGCUCUGGCUGACACUCGAGGCCUGGUCCCACCUCAGACCCAUCUCCCUGCCCCUGCUGGGGUCCAGGGAACAGGGGAGGGUGUUGUAGAAACCUCUCUUGUAACUGCUCCCUCCCACCAACUCGUCCUCCGUCCCUCUCCUCCACCUCUCCCUCCCUCACAUCACCUUUCUCCAUAUCAUCACCCCUCACUCUCCGACCUUUCCGGGUGACCAACCUCUGUCCUCCCUGCCUGUCUGUUUCUGAUACGGUUCAGUCACCUUUGUAACUCUCCACACCUCCCAUCCCUAUCUCUCUUCCUCACCCUUCGUCUUUCUGCCCCUCCUCUCCCUAUCACAUUUCCCUUCUCUCCCUGACCCACACCCAUCUCUACCUCCCGGAUACUGCUGAUACUCUACCCCUUCCUUUCCUUCUCUGUGCCUUGGGUGGUACCUCUCAAGCGCAGAGGUACCCGACAAAAUUACCCCACCAAGCCCAUGGAGUCAGACCCUGUGCCCCUCCCACGAAUGCACUGCCACACAAGAACAGUCAAUGCCAGCCCAUUGUGGGAGUGGGGGCUGUGGUGGGGAGACAGUACUGACCUUGAUUUUUUUUUUUUGGUGGGGGUGGGGUUCCUGCCCACUUUUGGAGUCCGGGAUCUCUCCCCGGGACCGUUGAGUGUCCUGGGCCCUACCCCUAUCCCUCUGCUUCUGCCUUCUGGGCUCAGAAGUUUGGGGGUGAAGCAGAGGGGGUCUUUGACUUGACCCUCUCCCACCUCCAAGUGGACGUAGGAGGAGAUUGUUCCAAGCCCUUCGGGAUUUAGUCGCACCCUCCUCCAUCUCCUCCUCUCUUCUCCCAGGCCUACCUCUGAGGCCUAUGGGUGCCCCUUGCUACCCAUCCGCUCGCGAACGUUUCCUCCACCAUCACCUCAAGCUGUCCGGUGAGGUGUGGAGCGCAGUUGGAUAGGGAGCCCCCUCACCCAUUUCCCCAUCCGCUUGCCCUCUUAUUUGCCGAUGGGGCAGUUCCGGCCUUGGGGCCUAGGCCCCAGGGGUUUCUCCAGCAAUGGACACGGCACUGUGGGGCAGUGGCAAUGUUGGUCUCAGGCUGCCCUUCUCACUUCAGAAUGGGGCGAGGAGGGGGCAAAUAUGGCUCCUUCCCCCCCGCCUUCCCUGAUAGCCAACCUGUUCCUCCCACCCCACUAUUGCUCUGAGUAAUAGGCUCCUGCUGGCAUGUUUCUUCCCAGGGACGAUGUGACAGAGACGGUGGUGGGAGCGGGGGGUGAAUGCCGUACGGGACGGGGUUUGUGCCAGGGUCCCGGGGUUGGGUUUCCAUCUCACUGCCUGGGAAAACAGCCCCACACUGGCCCCUCGCCCACCCUCUCCCUAACCCCGUUCCCCGCACAUCCCCGUUCUCCCCCUACCUCUCCUCUCUCAGGUUAAAGACCCUGCCUUAGCUAACGUAACUGUAAAUAGACAUACACGCAAAAUGAUUCGCGGUUGAAAGACUGUAUCAUAAAGAAUAAACAGAUUUGACAUUUAUGGAUCCA